Messenger RNA from Callorhinchus milii (elephant shark), 2095 nucleotides. RefSeq names its product protein delta homolog 1. Gene Ontology annotation, cellular component: protein-containing complex; plasma membrane. Gene Ontology annotation, biological process: establishment or maintenance of epithelial cell apical/basal polarity; heterophilic cell-cell adhesion. The coding region runs from base 246 to 1484 and encodes 412 amino acids. Gene Ontology annotation, molecular function: calcium ion binding. The transcript has 6 exons. Lineage: Eukaryota; Metazoa; Chordata; Chondrichthyes; Chimaeriformes; Callorhinchidae. The record is from RefSeq and is a predicted model, not a curated record.
GUGGAGAGUUUUGUGGUGGUGGUGGUGGUGGUGAUGGAGUGGGAGGAUGCAUCUCUGGGCAGAGCAUUCAUUGAUCAGUAAGUCCAGCUCUGAGAUGGUGAAGGGGAGUGAGUGCAGGUAGUCACUCAGUCAGUCACUCACUCACUCAGUCAUCACUCACUCACUCACUCACUCACUGACUAACGACCAGAGCAUUAUAAAGAGAUCGCAUCCUCACCACCUGUACCUGUACCUGAGAGCAGGGGAUGGGGAGAGCUGGAGAGCUGCAGGUGGCGAGGAGAGUGUGUGAGAGCAAUCGUGUGUGGGCAGCAAUGGCUCAUCACUCCGCAGCCUCUGUGCUGGUGGUCAGUCUCCUGUUACCGCUGCUCACUGGUACCCGGACUCAGGGGACUGAAUGCAAACCCGACUGUCACCCACUGCAUGGAUUCUGCCAGGAUACUGGGGAAUGCAGGUGUCAGUCUGGCUGGCAGGGAGACUUGUGUGAUCAGUGCACUCCCAUUCCUGGCUGUUUACAUGGGAGUUGCACAAAACCUUGGCAGUGCUGUUGUGAAGAGGGUUGGUCAGGCAUCCUCUGCGACACAGCUCCCCACACCUGUUCCUCAGAACACCCAUGCGCUAACAAUUCAACGUGUAUAGAGAGUGAAGGAGGUGGCUACAGAUGUAUCUGUGGAGAGGAGUUUACAGGGAACCAUUGCCAGCUCAGGAAAGGAAAUUUCUGCAUAAAUGGGUCACUGUGUCAGAAUGGAGGAAGUUGCAUAGAUGGUAAUGGAUUUGGAUCCCAGGCUUCCUGCCUGUGCUUGAAGGGUUUUACUGGGGUCUUGUGUGAGACCAAAAUCAGUGACUGUGACUCUAAUCCAUGUGCAAACAAUGGGACUUGCACAGACCUGGUUUCUGGCUACAGCUGCCUCUGUCCCCUUGGUUUUACUGGCGGAUCUUGCGAUUAUCUAAUCACAUCCUGCCUUAGUCAUCCAUGCAAGAAUGGAGGCACUUGCCAUGAUCUUCCUGAGGGGGGUUUUGAUUGCGCAUGCUUGCCUGGUUAUGAAGCAGAAACCUGUCACGAGCAUAUCUCUUCUAAACAUGAUACAAAGCAAAACAUAUCCAAGCACGUGAGAGUAAGUUGGGUCAGACAUGGCAAGCUUUUCAAUCCACCGCUGCAUGCCUUUCACAAGCCCACCCACCAUCAAGGUAAUGAGAUGCUGAAGAUCACCGUCAAAGAAACCAUCCACACAUCGAAUUCCCUGCUCAACAGAAGUCAAGUCAUCUGCUUUGUCAUGCUUGGAUUGCUGACUUGUCUCGUGAUCCUGGGAACGACACUGAUCAUCUUUUUCUCCAAGUGUAAAAUGUGGAUGGCAAAUGCUAAAUAUCGUCAAUACCUACGGAAACAAAAAAAUCACUUUCUCAACGACGAAGAGACUUCAGUCAAAAUCAUAUUCCCGGACAUGAGUAAAUUGACAAACUACAGGAAAAGUUACAUCUCGAUGUGAAUUUUUGUUUCUAUCAUUUGUUAAACUAAAUGUCUAUCUUUAUUUGUAUGCAUCAUUUUAGAAGUGUUUUUAUAACGGCUUACACCAAAUUCAAGCAUUUUGUUGAUGACUUGCUGUGUUGUCUAAAUGUUUGAGGUUUAUUAUAAAAUGUGUAUCUAUCUAAGUGAACGUUUCUUACUCAGCUCAAAAUCCAACUCAUGGGACAUGUUAAGUAAGAGGAAGUUCAAUGAGCAAAGAUGAGACCUUGUAAUUCCCAAAGUUAUGUAGAAAUGGAUAAUAUUAAUGCAAAGUAUCCAAAUAAAUCAGAAGUUCCCUGGCAUAUUGUUUAAAGCACUUACCUUGCAAGCAAGAGGACCUGGGUUCGAUUCCCGGGUGGAGUGAAAAUGUUUACCUACCACUAAGCAGGAACCUGGUUGUUAGUCCAUUAGCAGAUUGCUAACCAGGGGAUAAUAAUCCCUCAAAAAAACCUCAUUUGGUCACUACUAUUUGCAUAAACAUAGUUAUUCUAUUUGGUUGCAGGUCACUGUGUCAGAAUGGAGGAAGUUGCAUAGAUGGUAAUGGAUUUGUGGGACACCUCUGUGUGUAAUUGGUUGCCACUUUUUGCUCACAAA